This is a messenger RNA of Cololabis saira (Pacific saury), 5138 nucleotides long. RefSeq names its product ER degradation enhancer, mannosidase alpha-like 1 (gene edem1). Gene Ontology annotation, cellular component: membrane; endoplasmic reticulum. NCBI's taxonomy places the organism in Eukaryota, Metazoa, Chordata, Actinopteri, Beloniformes, Belonidae. The record is from RefSeq and is a predicted model, not a curated record. Gene Ontology annotation, biological process: carbohydrate metabolic process; endoplasmic reticulum mannose trimming; mannose trimming involved in glycoprotein ERAD pathway. The coding region runs from base 146 to 2074 and encodes 642 amino acids. The transcript is spliced from 11 exons. Gene Ontology annotation, molecular function: mannosyl-oligosaccharide 1,2-alpha-mannosidase activity; calcium ion binding.
CAGCGGUUGACAGGAAGUGUGUAAACGAAAAACCCGUUCUGUGUUUGUAGUUCAGCCUAAAAUUCACCGGAGUUUACAUUUGGGUUAGUUCUUGGGGAGACACGUGGACGUGAAUUAUGCGUUUAAAGAUCGACGUGAGGUAAAGAUGCAAUGGAGGUCGAUAGUGGUCGGUCUGGUCGUGUUGAGACUGUCUGUCAGCUGUGUGCUGUGGCUAGCCUUCGGACUGGGACCUAACCUCAGUUUGGGAUUCAACUUCCACUUCAACUUUAAUUUGCACAAAUUAGACGUGUUGUUCCGGGAGGAAAAGGACAGCGAGGCCAGGAUUAACUCGUGGUCUCAGCGAGUGCACGCCCGCAGGUAUGAGGAGAGGGCGACCACCUGUGCCAAGGUGGGAGAGGAGCCGGUCCGGGGGUCCUACCUGAGUCUGUUCGAUGGCAACAAGGACGAGUACGUCCGGAGGUACCGCAACUUCCCAGACCCGCUGAAAGCCAAAAUGAAAGACAUGGCCAGAGAAAUGUUCUAUUUCGGAUACGACAAUUACAUGAAAUACGCCUUUCCAGAGGACGAGUUGAACCCCAUUGCCUGUGAGGGGAGGGGUCCAGACGUGUUGAACCCGUCAAACAUCAACAUAAAUGAUGUCUUGGGGAAUUAUUCCCUUACUCUCAUUGACACCUUAGAUACCCUCCUGGUGCUUGGGAAUGUGACAGAGUUCCAGAGAGCCGUCAGACUGGUUAUAGAUACCGUAUCUUUCGACAAGGACUCAACUGUACAAGUUUUUGAGGCAAACAUAAGGAUCUUGGGAAGCCUCAUCUCGGCACAUAUUCUACUGACUGACCCAAAGCAUCCUUUUGGGAAGGUGGGCGUUGAAGGUUAUGAUAAUGAGCUGCUGCACUUGGCUCAUGACUUGGCUGUCCGCUUGCUGCCGGCCUUUGAAAACACCAGCACAGGAAUUCCUUAUCCCAGGGUGAAUUUAAAGACUGGAGUUCCUCCAGACAGCAUCAAUGAGACCUGUACUGCUGGAGCCGGGUCCCUACUGGUGGAGUUUGGGAUUUUGAGUCGCUUGAUUGGAGACUCAACAUUUGAAUGGGUUGCUAGACGAGCUGUCAGAGCUCUGUGGAAUCUGAGGAGCAACGAAACCGGUCUGUUGGGAAAUGUUGUUAAUAUCCAAACGGGUCAAUGGAUUGGCAAGCAGAGUGGUCUUGGAGCUGGUAUGGACUCCUUCUAUGAGUAUUUGCUAAAGUCAUACAUUCUUUUUGGUGAAAGAGAAGACUAUCAGAUGUUUCAAGCUGCCUAUGACAGCAUACAGAACCAUCUGAGAAGAGGACGAGAAUCUUGCAAUGAAGGGGAGGGUGACCCGCCUCUCUAUGUAAAUGUGAACAUGUUCAGCGGUGAGAUAAUGAACACCUGGAUUGACUCUCUUCAGGCCUUCUUUCCUGGGCUGCAGGUGCUGAGUGGUGAUGUAGAUAAUGCCAUUUGCCUUCAUGCCUUCUACUAUGCCAUCUGGAAGCGCUUUGGAGCUUUGCCAGAGAGAUAUAACUGGCAGCUGCAGGCUCCUGAUGUGCUCUUUUACCCUUUAAGACCCGAGUUGGUGGAAUCAACUUACCUUCUGUACCAGGCGACCAAAAAUCCUUUCUAUUUGCAUGUUGGGAUGGAUAUUCUUCAGAGCCUUGAGAAAAAUGCCAAAGUCAGAUGUGGGUAUGCCACUCUCCACCAUGUCGUGGACAAGUCCAAAGAAGAUCGGAUGGAGAGCUUCUUCCUCAGUGAGACCUGCAAAUACCUUUACCUACUUUUCGAUGAAGACAACCCUCUUCACAAAUCAGAUAACAAGUACAUUUUUACCACCGAGGGUCAUAUUGUGCCUAUCGACAAACGUUUCAGGGAGAAGCAGUGGGACGAUUUGUUUCCAUGUGAGGAGGGAGCCUUGGCCGAAAGUCAACCAAACAACCAGCCAAUCCUGAGAAACAUCAGCAAUGUGAGCGUAACGUGUGACAGGAUACCAGAGGAGCGACGGUACACUCUGCCAUUAAAGAGCGUCUACAUGAGGCAGAUCGAUAAUAUGGUGGGACUUUUUUGAGCAAGAGGACAGAUGUGCUGAAAAGAUCUUCAGUGUUCCCCCUCAAGUGUGGAUGCAGUAGCUUGAAGGAGACUCUGCUAAUCAAAAUCCUUGUCCCGUCUUUGCUGCUGCUCUGGAUCCAGAAAGGAAACUGAACUAAUAGUCUUGAGGAAGCAGUUUGCUUUCUUGCUGUAUUAGAGUGAAUGGUUGGGUGGGUAUUUUAGUUAUUUGGUGAGUGAGCAUGAAGUCAACAAAUAUGACAACUUUCCUGUUGCAAAAUGAAGACUCAUCCUUUAAUUUUUAACUGAUUAAGUGGUUUUAGAUGAAGCAAUUUUCUUUCUGAACAAAAAAAAAAAUGUCUGGGCAGGUAUGAGUGUGUUAGCCGUGUGUGUCUGUCUGUGUUUUUUUGAAUUUACAGCUGAGCUGUGAAUGAUCACUUUUACGGGAACAGUGCCAUUAAGCCUCAUGAAUCUAAAAUGCGUAGCCUAUAAAAACACUCACCUGUGCAAGAACAAAAACACCUAACCAUGAUCAAACAGUGCCUCUUUGCAUUUGAGUCACUUGACUAGAUCGGUGCAUAUUAAAUAAGGGCUGCACAUUAACAGACAGCAUUGAUGAGCCUCCACAUGAGUUGGAAUCACGUCCUUCAUUUAGAGACAUUCAUGUUUUUUUUCCAUUCAGUUGAAACACUUGUCAAGUCUUUUUUUUUCCCCACAUUUAUCAAGUAAACACUCAAAGACUUUUUAUUUAAUCCAGAGAGAAGCAAACAACAUGAGGGCAAUCUGCGUCCUACCUAAUAGAUUUUGACACAUAUCCUCAUGAAUCUUAUUACACAUAAUGUUGAGAAGAAAAACAGAUGUGUUGGUCAAUCAUGCUUCUUGCAAAGGGCAAAUAGGUGUACCAUGGGAGUGAGAUUUGAAGUGCCUUCUGUUUGUCUUGGUCUUUCUGGAUGCUGUGCAGCGCAUAGUAGUUAUGGAUAACAUUAUUGAAUAGGUUUCAAGUCCACUGUUGAUUUUGCACAAAAAAAAAAUGUCACUCCAUGUGUAUAUGCAGUUUUACACAAAUGACAUGACCUCUUCUUUUCAGACUUGACAAACCAAGCCAUAAGAUGUUUUUUUGAAAUGCCAGUCAAUGUUUAAUAAGUGGAAACUCUUCUGAUUUGUUCCAGAUUCAGUCUCAUUUCGAGAAGGAAGUUGUCAUUUGCUGUUCCUCUUUUCUAUUAAGUGCACAUCAUACUUAACAUGUGGUAAGAACUCAGGGUUUAAUAGAAAUACAAAAAAAGCAAAAAUGAAUGCUUUCAUAUUAAAGAAAACUUUCUUGUAAUGUCUGCUAACGUAUGUCUUAAGAUCGUUUUCAGUAUUUAUGUUACAAAUUGAGGUGGGUUGUUACGUAUCGGUUCUCUGAGGUCAAAGAAAAGCUGCACUGCAGUACAAUUUUACACACUUUUAAAAAGUGUAAUAUUGAUAUUAUGUUCUUCAGAGGUGCGCAUCAUGACUUUAUAUUGUACUGGCUGCUUUACUCAGUUACAGUUUAAACUCGAUGUUUUAUAUUUUGCCUUCGGCCGUGGAAGAUGGCUAUCCAUUUCACCAAGUGUCUAACUGACACUUUGCCUCAGGCCAGAUCACGGUUUUUUGUGAAAUACUGCCCUAAUCAUUUUGUUCAUGUUGAGUUGAAGUUUUUAAUGUUAUUGGGGGUUAAUUUACUCAUUUUGUUGCUGAUGUUGGGAUUUGAUGAAACAAAUAGUACCAGUUCAUAGUCUGGUCAAUACGCAACCUAAAUGGCAACUAACCUUUCCUGCUGGUGGAAAAAAUGUUGCAGCACUCUUUCCAGCGUCUUUACUCAUGGGUCUUGGAUGUACCAUGUUAUAAUUAGGAAAUCCUUUAAAUUAUCUGUGGAGGAACUUGUGUCCUUCUGCCAGUUCAACGAAUAUGCAUUUUCUGUGUCAGCCUGGUUACUUUAGGAUAGCUUAGCACAAAAAGUGCAACAACCUCUGCUCUGCUCACAACUGGACGGAUCAUAUUUUGUCUAAUGUCUACAAAAACUUUAAAGUGCCAUGCUUCAUCAAAUAAGAAACUAAUCUGUGAUUUCUGUGGAUGUGGAUUCUGAUGUCCAGACAGAGCCAGGCUUGCUGCUUAUCACCUUCUUUGUGCUAAACUAGUAGCUGUUGACUAAAGGUUUUAUCUACAGGGUGGGUGUGGAAUCAAUCCUCUUAUGCAACUCUUCUUAAAAAAAAAAAAAAAAAAAAAAAAUGUAAUUACUUUUUUUUUUUUUUUCAACUGAUUAGCAAGCAAAACUUUGUAAAGAAGCUGUGAAUUCAUACAUUUUUAAUUAAUAUAAUUUCCUGUGCAAGAUUCAGUAUAGCAUAACUGCACCAUUGCUGCUGUUAAGUCAGAAUGCAUAGACACCAGUUCACAUUUUUAUUUUUGUAAUCAACCCAAUAGAAAAUUGUUAUGUUUUGUUUACACUCAUGUUUCUAAUUAGGUCUUCCCUGUGCAUUGAUGCUACUAUGCAAGCAAAACUUCAGUAAAUUGUAAUUACUACAAUUGCAUUCUUGAAGCAUUGUCUAAUCUGGUUGAUUCAGACACAAAAGUAAGGGGGAAAACCAAAAAGUAGAUUCUAAAUAUUUCUUUAUUCUCUUUGUAAAACUGCGGCCUUGAACUGGGCGCUUAAAGGAGACCAAAAAAUUCUUCAAAAUGAAUAAAUGAUUGAGAAAAAGACAUCCCUGUGUGUCUAAUUUGUCAAAUAAAUAAUACAAGAAGUAAUGAGUUUUCUACAGAAGCUUUAUUAGGUUUAAUUGAGAUGAACAUUUUUGUGUCAUUUCUGUACAGGUCAGUUCUUUCAAAGGCUUUCAGAGAAGAAUUUUCAAAUUAAACUUAGACACAUCUAUCAAUCAGCAAUGUUACAGGUCACCAUUAUAUUAUCAAACAUCAUUAACUGUCCGAUAUAAAUCAAAUUGUAUUAUAUACACUGGCCCUUUUCAACUAGUGCAAAACUUACAUUUUCUAGUGCUUCUUUGAAAAUAACAUUUUUGACUUCCUUAAAUUAUACUACAAAAACUGUACAGUUGUGAGUGUGUGUGUGUGUC